AUGCGCGAACAUACUAUCACGUUGAUUGGCUGGAUAGAUAGCAUCGAGUCGGCGGAGAUUCCGCAUUCGCCCGACGCCGACUCGAGCAUAACCCGAGUCCAGCGGUCGACUCGACCUUACUCCCAGCAGGGUCGAGAAAAUCAGCGGCGAGAGGGAGGAGUCCUACACUAUUUAAAUGCCGCUUUCUAUGCCAUUUAUAAAAAACUGUAUAACCUGCCAGAAGAUGUUUCUAGAAAAGAAUGGGACAGGCCAAGAUAUUUGAUGGCAUCUAUUAUGACUUUGCUGGGGAAAGUGUUGCACGGUUAUGAGAUCUGUGGAACUGAAAAUCUACCUGAAGGCCCAGGACUUGUGAUCUAUUAUCAUGGAGCCUUGCCUAUGGACUAUAUCCUUUUUUUUAACAAACUCUUCAUCAUCAAAAGAAGAACCAGUGCCAGUGUGGUAGAUCAUCUUAUUGAAAAUUUGCCAUGUACAGAAUGGUAUCUGAGGAUCUGUGGUAUGUGUAAGACAAAGAAAGAAUGUGUUGAAAUGCUAAAGAAAGGUCAUCUACUAUCUAUCGCACCAGGUGGACUUCGAGAGCAAAACUAUGGAGAUAACACUUAUAGACUUAUCUGGGGGAACCGUAAAGAGUUUGCUCAAGUAGCCAUAGAUGCAAAAGUGCCAAUCAUACCUAUGUUUACACAAAACAUCCGGGAAGGAUACAGAACAUUUGGAAAUAUAUGGCCAAUGAGAUGGCUUUAUGAAAGAAUACGAUAUAUAUUAUUUCCAUCAUAUGGGUUCAUUCCAGUUAAACUUCGAACCCAUAUUGUAGAGCCCAUUCCUUACGAUCCAAGUAUAACUGCUGAAGAACUGGUUGAAAAAAAAGCCUAA
Messenger RNA from Sphaerodactylus townsendi, 867 nucleotides. Its product is annotated as transmembrane protein 68-like. Bases 1 to 867 code for a protein of 288 amino acids. Lineage: Eukaryota; Metazoa; Chordata; Lepidosauria; Squamata; Sphaerodactylidae. The record is from RefSeq and is a predicted model, not a curated record. Gene Ontology annotation, molecular function: acyltransferase activity. The transcript has 7 exons. Gene Ontology annotation, cellular component: membrane.